This is a messenger RNA of Saccostrea cuccullata (small rock oyster), 1131 nucleotides long. RefSeq lists its product as uncharacterized. Lineage: Eukaryota; Metazoa; Mollusca; Bivalvia; Ostreida; Ostreidae. The coding region runs from base 43 to 891 and encodes 282 amino acids. The record is from RefSeq and is a predicted model, not a curated record. The transcript has 8 exons. Gene Ontology annotation, molecular function: protein binding.
UAGUGUUUGGUUUUGUGUGCUAUGUUGAUAAUGUAAACAAAAAUGGCCGACAGGGAAUCCUUGCAAACGGAGAGUACACAGAGUCAGGACACUGAGCAAACAGGGGACACUAACCAAUCCCAUGGGGUCUCCGCGGUGCCGCUCACGGCGGUGUCUGCCUACAAACAUUUACGGGAGUCAGGGGAAGGCCCACACAAUGUUCCACAGCUUCCUUCCCACAGAUUCCAGUACUCUGUAUGGCAUGACCUGAGGGAGGCUGUUCUCACUGGGACAAUGCUGAAAGCCCCCAGGGUCAGAGAAGGUCCCCCAGAGAAAGAAAAAGCAUUCUAUAAAAUGAAAGAUGAGGAAGACAAAGUAAUUCACCAUUCUCACACAGGAUCAACUAGGGAUGCUUACAGAUAUACAAUGGAAAGCUGGGAGAAUGCUACGACUGUCAGCCUGUGUUACCAGGAGUUACACGACUCGUACCAGAGAUCCACGUUUUAUGCCGUCCUUGGGAGACUACAGAACGUGGAACGUCUGUAUCUGACUGACAACACCAUACAGAGUCUGAAGGGGAAGUCCUUCCCAAAAUGUGAAGUGUUGAACCUGAAUCAUAAUUUCAUAUACUCCUUUUCGGAGCUGCCCUCUAUCCCACGGAUUCGCUGCCUGAUGUUGGAGAACAAUGAUAUCAGCUCUUUUUCUGGCCUGUCUAAGCUUUGGUCCUCUCCCAUUGAGGAACUGUAUCUGAACGGAAACCCUGUGAGCUUCACCAUCAACUACCGACCAAAGGUUUUCCAGAUUUUGACCCAGUUAAAGGUGUUGGAUGGAAUUCCCAAACUCCAGUCUGACCUUGAGUUUAUUCCUGUGGUGGAGCUUCCCACGCAGUCUUCCCAGUGUACCAUUCUGUGAAGGUCUCUCAAGGUCAUUUAAUGAGGCAUCUAGCAAGUAACUUAGUCCAGUGAUUAAUACAAAAUACACAUGUACUUCAUCCAUGGAAAAUUUCAUAGCCUUCCAGUAUUGAUGGUGUCUUGUAUUGUAUAUAAUGCAUGUUCAUAUACAUUAAAACAUGGUUUCAGAGAAAUGCUGAUAACGAAAUCACACUUACAGCAAAGUGAUUUUUAGCCGGGCUUAUUGCUCCAAGAGCAAUUG